Zychaea mexicana is the source of this 4549-nucleotide messenger RNA. RefSeq lists its product as uncharacterized. Bases 250 to 4338 code for a protein of 1362 amino acids. Gene Ontology annotation, biological process: phospholipid translocation. Gene Ontology annotation, molecular function: magnesium ion binding; ATP binding; ATPase-coupled intramembrane lipid carrier activity. The record is from RefSeq and is a predicted model, not a curated record. NCBI's taxonomy places the organism in Eukaryota, Fungi, Mucoromycota, Mucoromycetes, Mucorales, Lichtheimiaceae. The transcript is spliced from 6 exons. Gene Ontology annotation, cellular component: plasma membrane.
UUCGAGAGCUUCUUUUCCUCGCAUACCCUCUUUUUUUUUGUUUGUUACUAUCGCUACCUUGUUGCCUUGGAGAAGUCUAAUUGUUUUCCAACCCCACGGAGAGCUUCGUCCCGAAAAAUAUCUGUGUAAGAAAAGUCCUGUCGAAGCCAGCAAAAAAAAAAAGAAAUAACCCCAUACACAUUCACGUUCUUUCUCCAGGGGGUGUUUUCCUCUUUCUUUUUCUCUUGCACAACUCUCUUUAACCUCCCAAUGGUUAAUAAACGGUUACGGCUCAAGCGGGCAUUCCACAAAAAGAAAGAUGCAGACGACACCGAUGAAAAUGCGUUACAACGAACUGCCUCGACGUCGUCGUACAUGCAACAACGUCGGAAUAUCUACGUCAACAUGGACUUGCCGUCGACCGAAUUCGACGAGAAGGGGAAACGCAUCCAUUCACACUAUGUCAGCAAUCGAAUCCGUACCGCCAAAUACACACCAUUAACAUUUGUGCCCAAAAACUUGUUUGAACAAUUCCGUAAUGUUGCCAAUUUAUACUUCUUGCUGCUUGUCGUAUUGCAGUGUAUACCUGUUUUUGGCGUCGUCGAGCCUGCAGUGUCAGCAUUGCCGCUUAUGGCUAUUCUGCUUAUUACGGGUAUCAAGGAUGGCAUUGAAGACUGGAAGCGCAACCAGAGCGAUGCGCGCGUCAACAACACCAUAGUAACAAAACUGGCGCAUUGGAAUAAUGUCAAUAUUGAGGAUAACACAGGCAAUCGAUGGCAUUGGCUCUAUGUCUGCAUUGGAUUCCUUUGCAUGCUUGGCGGGGUGGAGAACAAGUACGCACACACAUAUCGCAUGGCGAUCACGACGAAGAAGCCGGCUGCUAAACCUAUCAAGCACCGCAAAGCGCCAUCCCGACGAUCAUUGACAGGCGAGUCCUCAACCGCCAGCACCAGUCAACAGCAGCACCAAUUGUCCAACAACACAAAGCAGAACGGCUCGAAAAAAUUUAUGAAUACAGUACGGCAACGGUCAGACACGUUCCGUUCAGAACUCAGCAACAUGUUCAAGGUCCAGCCUCGGCGACCCUACCGACCCGGAUCCAUCCCUCAUUCUGUCCUGUACCGUACUGCCACUGGUGACACGGCCAGCACUCGCCGCGCCUCCUCGGUCAAUCCCGCCGGGCUCCCAUGCGCCGAACGUGCACCCGGCGACGCACCGGCCCCCAAGUGCAAAGUUUUUUGGCAAGAAGUACGAUGGCAGGAUGUGAUGGUGGGCGAUUAUGUCAUGCUGCACAACAAUGACGAUGUGCCCGCCGAUAUGGUGAUUUUGUCCACAUCAGAAACCGACAACCUGUGUUAUAUCGAGACCCAGAAUUUGGAUGGCGAGACCAAUUUGAAGGCUCGCCAGGGGUUGGCCGCAACGGGUGAUCUCAAGACCGUCCAUGAUUGCGAACGUGCCCGGUUCUACAUCGAGAGUGAGCCACCGCAUGCCAAUUUAUACCAAUACAGCGGUGCGCUGCGCUGGGACAUUGACCAGCCCGAGGAUAACGAAACUACCGUGUCGCAUCAAAAGACCGAAGCAGUGACCUACAACAACAUUUUGCUGCGUGGUUGUGUUCUCAGAAACACCGACUGGCUGAUUGGCGUUGUUGUGUUCACUGGUGACGAUACCAAGAUUAUGCUCAACCAGGGCAAAACGCCGUCCAAGCGUAGCAAGAUUCAAAAGGAAACCAAUCCUCAUGUUAUUGCUAAUUUCGUCGUGCUAGCAAUCAUCUGUAUUGUCAGUUCGGUUCUGGACAGUGUACAAUUCCACGAUAGCGGGUCAGCGCCAUUUUUCGACUUUAACAUACGAGGAGAUAACGCUUCGUAUGAUGGUUUCAUGACAUUUUGGGUGACCUUGAUUUUGUACCAGAACAUUGUGCCGAUCUCUUUGUAUAUUUCCGUCGAAAUCGUCAAAACAUUUGUAGCAUACUUCAUUUAUGCAGACAUUGACAUGUACCACGAAAAAACGGACACCCCUUGCAUUCCCAAAACAUGGAACAUUUCAGACGAUCUUGGCCAGAUUGAGUACAUUUUUUCUGACAAGACUGGCACGCUCACGCAGAACGUAAUGGAGUUCCGGAAGUGCACCAUCGAUGGAGUGUCUUAUGGUCAAGGUGUAACCGAAGCUGCUUUGGGUGCCCAAAAGCGUCUACAAGGUACUGGUGAAAAGGACUUUGCCGGAGGCUUGGAUGACAGUGAGUCUGGUGUAAGCAUGUCCCAGGACGAUGAAGAUCAAAUGGGACAUGUUAAAAAGCAAAUGUACGAAAAGCAGCAAGCUCUCUUUGAGAAUACACACGUCGGUUCGCAUCCAACAUUCGGUGACUUGCAGUUCUUUGACGACUUGAAAAACCAAGGGUCGUCUCAUGCCAUGGCUAUGAUCCAUUUCAUGACCGCGUUGGCCUUGUGCCACACAGUAAUUGCCGAACGUCCUGACGACGAAAAUCCAGAAGCAAUCGAGUACAGAGCGACAUCACCUGACGAAGCUGCUUUGGUCGCCACCGCACGCGACCUUGGCUUUGUCUACCUCGGCCGAGAUGCUAACACGCUUAAUGUUGAAGUCAUGGGCGAGCUCCAGCAGUUUGAAUUGUUGAAUACUUUGGAAUUCAAUUCUACCCGCAAGCGCAUGAGCGUUAUCGUCAAGCCCCUAGAUAGCGACCGUAUUUUGAUGCUAUGCAAAGGUGCCGACUCUGUGAUUUUCGAGCGUCUGUGCACGGAUUUUGGUGACCAGACUGAACUCGAAAAGAGCCAAAAGCAAUUGCAGGAGUCAACCACUCGAGAUCUCGAACAGUUUGCCAACGAAGGUCUGCGUACGCUAUGUCUUUCUUAUCGGUUCAUCUCGCCUGAAGAGUACAAGGUGUGGAACAAGACUUACCAGGAGGCAUGCUCAAGUAUCUACAACCGUGAAGAAAAGGUCGACGAGGUUUGUGAGGAGAUCGAAACGGAUAUGCUGCUGAUGGGUGGUACGGCUAUUGAGGACAAACUCCAAGAGGGCGUUCCAGAGACCAUUGCUGAAUUGGCUCAGUCUGGUAUUCGACUAUGGGUGCUGACUGGCGACAAGACCGAAACAGCCAUCAACAUUGGCUUCGCUUGUAACCUGAUCACAAACGACAUGCGCAUGAUUAUUCUCAAGGCCGAUGACCGUGAGUCGACCAGUAAACAGCUCAAUGAUGCACUUCACCAGGUGAACAGUUCUCAAGGUCAAAAAAUUGCCCUCGUUAUUGAUGGGACAACGCUGAAGUACGCCUUGGAGCCGGCAACCCGUGAGACUAUUCUUAGAAUCGGUAUGAAGUGCGCCAGCGUCGUUUGCUGCCGUGUCAGUCCCAAGCAAAAGGCUCAAGUCGUAACUUUGGUCAAGAAGGGAUUAAAGGUCAUGACUCUGGCUAUUGGUGACGGCGCCAAUGAUGUGUCCAUGAUUCAAGAAGCCAACGUCGGUAUUGGCAUUUCCGGUGUGGAAGGUCGUCAGGCUGUAAUGGCAUCAGACUACGCUAUUGCCCAGUUCCGAUAUCUGCGCAAGCUGCUUCUUGUUCACGGUCGAUGGUCUUAUAUACGGACAGCGGAAACGGUUAUGGGUUUCUUCUAUAAGAACAUUGUGUGGACGUUCGUCUUGUUCUGGUACCAGAUUUUCUGCCAGUGGACCGGAUCUAUGAUUUUUGACUACUCACUCGUCACUCUGUACAACUUGAUUUUCACCUCUCUACCUAUUAUCUUUAUGGGCAUCUGGGAUCAGGACUUGGAUGCCGGGACAUCUCUCCGCUAUCCAGAACUUUACCGCAUGGGUCUUCGUAACGACAAGUUUAAAAUGUGGCUCUUCUGGGCCACCGUUGCCGACUCUAUCUUCCAGUCAGCUGUCUGCUUUUUCUUCCCGUACAUGCUCUUGGUCGCUGGCAAUCCGGAUAAGUCAGGCUAUAGCGUCUCAAAUGGUGUUUAUGAGAUCGGCACAGUCAUGUCAAGCAUUGCAGUUAUUGUCGCCAACUUGUUUGUCGGUCUUGCACUCUACAGCUACACGUGGAUCCAGGUGGGUAUCAUUGCACUCUCGAUCUUGGUGUACUAUGCCUUUGUCGGUAUCUAUGCGCAAUUCAACACGUUUAUUUUCGCUGGCCACGACCGUCUCUUCGCAGUCGGUUACUACUGGCUCGUAUUGAUCCUGACCGUCUUUGCAAGCUUCUUGCCUCGUGUCACCGUGCAUUACUUCUUGCGAAUAUAUUUCCCGUACGAUAAUGAUAUCGUGCGUGAAAUCGAGCUGGUGCAGCACAAGGGUCGCCGUGAAUCGCUUACUGGCAGAGAGACUGGCGUCAGCACGAAGACUACAGACAAUUAAUUCUACGUUUCAUAUCUCUCCCUGUCCUCCAUCUUUCCUCUCCUCUGUAUUUUUUCCUGUACUGCGUUUUUGGACACUUUUGUAUUUUUAUUAUUGCUUUUUAGUCUUCUAUACUCUUUCAUUUUACAUUUUUAUUAUACGCACGCUUUCACUCUCGUAACGGCCCCCUUUAUACUUCAAAACUGUACUACGUCUCUUUAACUGUAAUAAU